AAUUUGUAAUUUCUAGAGAAAACAAAUAAUAGUCAAUAAUGGCAUUCAAACUUAUCGCAUUCGCAGCACUUAUUGCUGUAGCUCGUGCUGGACUCAUCCCUGCCCAUGGAUACGCUGCUGCACCAGCUGUAUACUCACAUGCUGCACCAGCUGUAUACUCUCAUGCUGCACCCGCUGUAUACGCUCAUGCUGCUCCAGUAGCUGUAGCUCAUGCUGCUCCAAUUCACGCUAAAGUACUCGUUGCUGAAGCUCCAGCCAAAUACAGUUUCCAAUAUGGUGUACAUGAUUCCCACACUGGUGAUGUUAAAGAACAACAUGAAGAACGUAAUGGUGAUGCUGUCCAAGGUUACUACACUUUAAAUGAAGCUGAUGGAACCAAACGUAUUGUCCACUACACUGCUGAUGACCACAAUGGUUUCAACGCAGUCGUACAACGUGAAGGUAAACCAGUUCACCCAGUUGCCGUAAAAGCUGUAGCUCCAGUUGCAGUAGCUCAUGCUCCAGUAUACGCUCAUGCUGCUCCAUUAGCUGUAGCUCAUGCUGCACCAGCUGUAUAUGCACAUGCUGCCCCCUUAUCUGUCGCUCAUGCAGCUCCAUUAGCAUACGCUAGUCAUGGAUACCACCAUUAGAAUUAAUAAAUGUGUGAUAAUGUUGUGAUUUUGUAAAUAUGAAUGUGUGCUAAAAUAAAUAUUUUUAAAUUUUA
Molecule: messenger RNA, 703 nt
Organism: Chrysoperla carnea
Lineage: Eukaryota; Metazoa; Arthropoda; Insecta; Neuroptera; Chrysopidae
Product: cuticle protein 8-like
Exons: 2
Coding region: 39-629 (196 amino acids)
Cellular component (GO): extracellular matrix
Source: RefSeq, a predicted model, not a curated record